CCUCCUCGUCUCACUCGCUUUACUCCUCUUCGCACUUGCUGGCUCACUUGGGUUCCAGUCCAAUUGUAAUCCUAUUCCGAAUCCUUAACCAGAAUGUCAAACCCUAAAGUCUUCUUCGACAUGUCCAUCGGCGGUAGCCCUGCCGGCCGUAUCUGCAUGGAGCUCUACGCAGACACGACUCCCCGCACCGCCGAGAACUUCCGCUCACUCUGUACCGGCGAGAAAGGCGUCGGAAGGAGCGGCAAGCCCUUGCACUUCAAAGGAUCGACCUUCCACCGCGUGAUCCCCGGUUUCAUGUGCCAGGGAGGCGACUUCACCGCCGGAAACGGCACCGGAGGCGAGUCGAUCUACGGAUCCAAGUUCGAGGAUGAGAACUUCAUCAAGAAGCACACUGGUCCAGGGAUUUUGUCCAUGGCUAACGCCGGACCCAACACCAAUGGCUCUCAGUUCUUCAUCUGCACCGACAAGACCGCAUGGCUCGACGGCAAGCACGUCGUGUUCGGCCGUAUCACGGAGGGUAUGGAUGUGGUGAAGGCGGUUGAGCAGGUUGGGUCUUCUUCUGGAAGGACCUCCAAGCCGGUGGUGAUCUCCAACUGCGGCCAGCUUUCUUAGAUUUGGGUUUUUUGGGGGUAAUUUGAUGUUUUAGACAUCAAGGAGGUCUUGUAAUAAAUAAUGGCCGAAUCACCUUUUUUUUUUCCCUAUCUACCCUUCUGUAUCCUGUUUUGAGUGUUGGUGGGUUUUGAGUCCUUCGGUUUUGGGACUUGAAAUUGGAUUGGGAGGCUGACCACCACACUAUUAUCCGUCUAUCAUUAAUGCGGUUGUGGUCCUGUUACUGCUGUGUUUGACCUUUUUUUUUUCCUUAAUGUGGAAGGUUAGUGCGCUUAAUUAUGAAAUAAUUGGUGUGUUCAGGGUUUUGUAAAUUUGAGAUUAAUUGCUUAUGGUUGUUUAA
Coffea eugenioides is the source of this 949-nucleotide messenger RNA. RefSeq names its product peptidyl-prolyl cis-trans isomerase. Gene Ontology annotation, biological process: protein folding; protein peptidyl-prolyl isomerization. Gene Ontology annotation, cellular component: cytosol; plasma membrane. The coding region runs from base 94 to 612 and encodes 172 amino acids. The record is from RefSeq and is a predicted model, not a curated record. Gene Ontology annotation, molecular function: peptidyl-prolyl cis-trans isomerase activity. The transcript has a single exon. Lineage: Eukaryota; Viridiplantae; Streptophyta; Magnoliopsida; Gentianales; Rubiaceae.